This is a messenger RNA of Lampris incognitus (smalleye Pacific opah), 1774 nucleotides long. RefSeq names its product replication factor C (activator 1) 5 (gene rfc5). The transcript is spliced from 11 exons. Gene Ontology annotation, cellular component: DNA replication factor C complex; nucleus. Gene Ontology annotation, biological process: DNA repair; DNA-templated DNA replication. Lineage: Eukaryota; Metazoa; Chordata; Actinopteri; Lampriformes; Lampridae. Bases 88 to 1098 code for a protein of 336 amino acids. The record is from RefSeq and is a predicted model, not a curated record. Gene Ontology annotation, molecular function: ATP hydrolysis activity; DNA binding; ATP binding.
CCCCUUCGCUCAGAGCAAGGCUUAGUGGACCUGGGUCACCCAACCCGACCUGCAAAAGUUUAAUCUGCCUUUGCUGUGACCGCUUUUAUGGCAUCGACCAGCAGCAUGGUGUCAUCUCAGUCUCGCAAUUUACCAUGGGUUGAAAAGUACAGACCGCAGAAACUGGAUGACCUGAUCUCUCACAGGGAUAUUCUCAGCACCAUCCAGAAGUUCAUCAGUGAGGACAGGCUUCCCCACCUCUUAUUUUAUGGCCCUCCUGGGACAGGAAAGACCUCCACCAUCCUAGCAUGUGCCAGGCAACUGUAUAAGGGUAAAGAGUUCAACUCUAUGGUGCUGGAGCUUAAUGCAUCAGAUGACAGAGGUAUUGAUGUGGUACGAGGUCCCAUCUUGAGUUUUGCCAGCACCAGGACCAUAUUCAAGAAGGGCUUCAAGUUGGUGAUACUGGACGAGGCAGAUGCCAUGACCCAGGAUGCCCAGAAUGCACUGCGGCGAGUGAUUGAGAAGUUCACAGAGAACACACGCUUCUGCCUCAUCUGCAACUACCUGUCCAAGAUCAUCCCGGCCCUGCAGUCACGCUGCACCCGGUUCCGUUUCGGCCCACUCUCCCAGGACCAGAUGAUCCCGAGGUUGGAGCAUGUCAUCCAGCAGGAAAGUAUUGACAUAACUCCAGAUGGAAUGAAGGCUAUCGUGACACUUUCCACAGGAGAUAUGAGACGAUCGCUCAACAUACUGCAGAGCACCAGCAUGGCUCACGGGAAGGUCACUGAGGACACGGUGUACACCUGCACCGGUCAUCCCCUCCGCUCAGAUAUAGCCAACAUCCUCGACUGGGCCCUCAACAAAGAAUUCACCACAGCGUACAACCAGAUCCUUCAGCUGAAGACUCUGAAAGGCCUCGCUUUGCAUGAUAUCCUCACAGAGGUUCAUCUGCUUAUACACAGAGUGGACUUUCCCCCGUCAAUUCGGAUGGGACUGCUCAUUAAGUUGGCUGAUAUUGAACACAGGCUUGCAGGAGGAACCAACGAAAAGAUCCAGCUCAGUUCCAUGGUGGCAGCUUUCCAGGGUGUGCGUGACCUUGUAGUCAGCGAGGCCUCCUAGACUUUGCCUACAGUAUUCUAUCUACAUAUUUGGGGGGGGGGGGUCUGGAUAUGACAGAAGAAUCUUCCCAAGAGAGGAAAAGCAAAGAGAAUCUUAUCAUUGUCAUAAUUUGGAGCACAAAAUUCAACAUAUUCAACAUGAACAAGUCAAGUGAAAGCGCAGGUCUGGCUUCUGAGAAGCAUCCCGUGUGGGCCGGUGGGAAUCCUACGCACUCCUGCUCGCUCCAGAUGGAAAAACCCAGAACAGAUCAGAUUCGAUUUUCCAUUCCCGAGUUGUGGCCUCAGCUCUAAGUUCUCAAACUUUCUUUCUUAAACUUUCAUAGCUAGAUGUAAGCGGAUAAGGUGUGUGUAGGUAAUGUUGCAGACGCCAUUGUUGGCGACCCGUUUGAAUCCCUGCACACUAAACACUGUGUACUGCAUCCAACAAUAACAUAAUACAAUGGGGUUCCCACAGGCUCCGCAAGCAAAACUUGAAACGGUGUCUUGUGAAAUAAAUGUGUUGUUCUGGCAUUAGGUCACAUGUCAAAGUUCAGAUCAACCCUUAAUAACUGCCAAGAAUCAAUUCAGUGUCACUGAAUCAUGAAGUAUUAUUAGAAACCCGUGGAUAAUAUGCCUCAACAUGGCCCCUUGUACUGUUAAAAUGCUUUGUUUUUGGACAUUUUAUCAACUAUGCUCAA